AUGACAGCAACCCGCCUCACCAACGCCCGCCACUCCCGCACCACGCACCUCGCAUCCCUCCCCUUCCCCCUCUGGCUCUUCGACCCCGACCAACCCGCCUGGCCCCGCAAACGCGCCGCCAUCCCACCCGGCUCCCGCCCGGCAAGGCUGACCGGCUGGUACACCUGGCCGUGGGAAUACGGCACCGACGUGCGGCGCAUCGACGACGCGCUGCCCCCCGGCGUCACUGGUCCCGCUGCACAAACCGGCCAGGCAGGGUCAGUGCAGCACGUGCUGAGCCAGCUGCGGUACGAUGACCGGUUUGAGCCGGGGACGUUUCGGGUGGUGUAUGAAGCCGGGGAGGAAGGGAAGGAAAGCGCGAGGGAGUUGGAGGAGUGGGUGUGGGAGGUGGGGACGGGUGAGGAGGGGUACGUUGCGCCGAGGCGGGUUGUGCGGGUGGAGCGGAGGUGGGAUGGGGUGCCGGUUUGGGAGCGGGGGAGGGCGGGGGUGGAUGUUUUGGGUGGGGAAGGGGAGGGGGCGUGCGUGGUGUAUGGGGUGGCGUCGUUGGUGGGGGGCGAUGAGGAGCUGGUUCGUGCUGCGGGGGUUGAUGUGCUUGAUGAUGGGGGGAGGAUUAGGAGGGCGCAGAUCGAGUUUUUGGAUGAGGAGGGUGGGCAGGCGAGGGGCAUUGUGUAUCCGGGGAAGAACCAGAGUGAGCGGGGACUGGUCGAGCAUGCCGAGCCGUGCGCCGGCUUCGGGAAUGGGUACGGCGUCGGCGCCACCAUGCCACGUGCCGAGACUGAGCUCCUCAUGCGCGAGCGCUCCGCUGCAGUUGGAGCGUCUCAUUAA
This is a messenger RNA of Lasiodiplodia theobromae, 825 nucleotides long. RefSeq lists its product as uncharacterized. The transcript has 2 exons. NCBI's taxonomy places the organism in Eukaryota, Fungi, Ascomycota, Dothideomycetes, Botryosphaeriales, Botryosphaeriaceae. The record is from RefSeq and is a predicted model, not a curated record. The coding region runs from base 1 to 825 and encodes 274 amino acids.